AUGCUUUGGGCCUUGCUAUGUUCCUGUUUCAAAUUCCAGUUCGGUGAGUUGAUGCGCCUGGAAAAGGGACGAGAAGAAGUGUAUAAAGGGAGGAAACAUGUCGACUCAUUUUCUUUCACUCAAACACAUCAUCAAGUCUCAAGUCAAAAACCCCAAGCUACUCCAGUGAACCAAUCCUCAAUCUCAACAAUCAAGAUGUUCCAACUCAAGACCUUUAUCACCCUCCUCGCUUUGGGAGGUUUCUCCGCUAUGGCUGCCCCCACAGCAAAUGUGCCUGUCUCAGAGCACAGCGGAAUCUCUCGCCGAGAGGAUGCCUCCGUCUAUGCCUGUGAGCACAUCAAGAAUCGGGACUGCCAGGGAAGCAGCUACGACACCCAGGAGGAUCAGAAGCUCAACGAUGGAAACGGCAACUUCAACGACUCGAUCAGCUCUUGGAAGUGUUGCCACAAGGGAGGCUGCUUCGGCAACCGUGUGGCGGGCAACAGCAUUGAGAUUGAGAACAGCAACGCCGAGAUCAAGGCUCAUGUGUAA
Messenger RNA from Podospora anserina S mat+, 531 nucleotides. RefSeq lists its product as uncharacterized. NCBI's taxonomy places the organism in Eukaryota, Fungi, Ascomycota, Sordariomycetes, Sordariales, Podosporaceae. The transcript is spliced from 2 exons. The coding region runs from base 1 to 531 and encodes 176 amino acids. The record is from RefSeq and is a predicted model, not a curated record.